Molecule: messenger RNA, 654 nt
Organism: Gilbertella persicaria
Lineage: Eukaryota; Fungi; Mucoromycota; Mucoromycetes; Mucorales; Choanephoraceae
Exons: 3
Coding region: 64-621 (185 amino acids)
Source: RefSeq, a predicted model, not a curated record
UAAUCCAUCAAGAACUUGUUUAACCAUAUCUGUAGUCAUCAACAAGAAGAAGAUAUUCAAGAUAUGCUUCGAGAUUUGGAAGCAAAAAUAAAGUCUGUUAAAGCAUUUAAAAAGGAAUCUGAACAUUUCUUACAAGAACAUUUCGAUACUAUGGAAUCCAUUGAUAUUUAUGCUCAUACACUACCGCGCACUGUUUCUAAUCCUCAACUAAAGUCAUUUAUACCAGAAGCAGCAGCAUCUUCUUCUACAGACAACAAGUAUGCUUCUCAUCGUCAUUCUAUGUAUGAUGAAAGUAGUUUAUUCAAGCAACAAGACCCUUUCGAUAAUAAGAUUAAAGACGUUACUUUUCUAGUAAAAUCACUUGGAGAGGAGCUUAGUGAAUUCAAGUGUUGCUUGGACAGUACAGAAGAAUUAGUGCAUGAUGUACAAGUAGAUGUAGAUGACUUUAGAAACAGAAUGGAGACGUAUAUCAAGGACAUCCCCGAGUCUCAUUAUUCUGCACUCAAGCAAUUAGAGAUUGAUAUUGAGUCCAUCUUGUCUAAAAGAGCUAAAAACCCUUGGUUAGAUACAGGUUAUGCUUUACUAUCUUAUUUGCUUACAUGUAAGUCUGUUUAUAUCUGAACACACAAAAGAAAACUAAUCCUGGAUAGUGUU